Molecule: messenger RNA, 2299 nt
Organism: Melanotaenia boesemani (Boeseman's rainbowfish)
Lineage: Eukaryota; Metazoa; Chordata; Actinopteri; Atheriniformes; Melanotaeniidae
Gene: gars1
Product: glycyl-tRNA synthetase 1
Exons: 17
Coding region: 35-2284 (749 amino acids)
Biological process (GO): mitochondrial glycyl-tRNA aminoacylation
Cellular component (GO): mitochondrion; cytoplasm
Molecular function (GO): ATP binding; glycine-tRNA ligase activity
Source: RefSeq, a predicted model, not a curated record
UCAUCAUUCUCCUGAGCUCGCAUUACGGCGGUCCAUGCUUCUCCGCAGCGCAGCAUCAGUACUGCUGAGGACCAGCACUGAGAUUUUCCACUUGAGUCCGGUGUCUACGGUCUGCCUUGUUCGGCAGUCGUUUCGCUACCCGCCCAGAAACAGGACGUUUUCCACGUCGGUCUGCUUGUGUAAGAAGAAGAAGAAGAGCUUGUGGCUGCAGCUGGCCGAAGGACAAACCAUGGACGGCAACAUUGAGGAGAUUCUCGCCCCUUUGAGGCUUGCUGUCAAAGAACAGGGGGACCUGGUGCGCCAAAUGAAACAGGAAGGAGCUCCAGAUGUAGAUGUGACAAAAGCUGUGGCUGAAUUAAAAGCAAGAAAGAAGGCUCUGGAAGCCAAAGAACUGGCAUUACAACCUAAAGAUGACAUUGUUGACAGAAGCAAGAUGGAGGACACCCUCAAGAGGCGAUUCUUCUAUGAUCAGGCCUUUGCCAUUUACGGAGGUGUGAGCGGCCUGUAUGACUUCGGCCCUGUGGGCUGUGCCCUAAAGAACAACAUCCUGCAGGCCUGGAGGCAGCACUUCAUCCAGGAGGAGCAGAUCCUGGAGAUCGACUGCACCAUGCUAACCCCUGAACCCGUCCUCAAGACUUCAGGACACGUGGAAAAAUUUGCGGACUACAUGGUGAAAGAUGUGAAGAAUGGUGAAUGCUUCAGGGCUGAUCACCUCCUCAAAGCUCAUCUCCAGAAGUUGAUGUCUGAUAAGAAGUGCACAGCAGAGAAGAAGGCUGAGAUGGAGAAUGUCAUCACUCAGUUGGACAACUACACCCAACAAGAGUUGACCGACCUCUUUGUGAAAUACAACGUCAGGUCACCCACCACAGGAAACGAGCUCACGCCUCCCAUCUCCUUCAACCUGAUGUUUCAGACAUCCAUUGGACCUGGGGGAAAUAUGCCAGGUUAUUUGAGGCCUGAAACCGCUCAGGGAAUCUUCCUCAACUUCAAACGUCUUCUAGAGUUCAACCAGGGAAAAUUACCAUUCGCUGCUGCUCAGAUAGGAAACUCGUUCAGGAAUGAAAUCUCUCCUCGCUCUGGACUCAUUCGGGUUAGGGAGUUCACCAUGGCUGAGAUUGAGCACUUUGUGGACCCCAAUGAGAAGGUCCAUCCUAAAUUUUCCAGUGUAGCUGACCUGGAUAUUAUGUUGUACUCCUCUAAAGCCCAGACCAGUGGCCAGUCUGCACAUCUCAUGAGGCUGGGGGAAGCUGUGGAGCAGGGAGUGAUCAAUAACUCCGUCCUGGGAUAUUUCAUCGGGAGGAUCUACCUCUACCUUACUAAAGUUGGUGUUGCCAAGGACAAGCUGCGUUUCCGACAGCACAUGGACAACGAGAUGGCUCAUUACGCCUGUGACUGCUGGGAUGCCGAAGCCAAAACCUCCUACGGCUGGAUUGAAAUAGUGGGCUGUGCUGAUCGGUCUUGUUACGAUCUGAAAUGCCAUGCACGAGCCACAAAGGUUCCCCUGGUUGCAGAGAAGCCUCUUAAAGAACCUAAAACCGUAAAUGUCGUCCAGUUUGAGGCCAACAAAGGAGCUAUUGGGAAGGCAUAUAAGAAGGACGCUAAGAUAGCCAUGGAGUAUCUUUCUGUGUGUGAUGAAUGCUUCAUUACAGAGCAGGAGCAGCUGCUUAAUGAAACUGGAGAGUUCACCAUCGAGACAGAAGGCAAGACAUUCAAACUCACAAAGGACAUGGUCAAUGUGAAGCGGUUUCAGAAGACUCUGCAUGUGGAAGAAGUUGUUCCCAAUGUAAUUGAGCCAUCUUUUGGCAUUGGUAGGAUCAUGUACACCAUUUUUGAGCACACAUUCCAAGUCAGAGAAGGUGACGAACAAAGAACGUAUUUUAGCUUCCCUGCUACUGUAGCUCCAUACAAAUGCUCCGUCCUACCUCUGAGCCAAAAUCAAGAAUUCAUGCCCUUUGUGAGGGAAUUAUCUGAAGCAAUGACCAAAAACGGCGUGUCUCAUAAGGUGGAUGACUCCUCAGGAUCCAUUGGGAGGCGCUACGCCAGGACCGAUGAGAUUGGCGUGGCAUUUGGCAUCACCAUCGACUUUGACACAGUUAACAAAACUCCUCACACGGCCACACUGAGGGACCGGGACUCCAUGAGGCAAAUCAGAGCCGAGGUCAGUGAGCUGCCUGAGAUUGUUCGGGAUUUGGCCAAUGGCACAUUGACCUGGGCAGAAGUGGAGAGCAAGUACCCCAUCUUUGAAGGGCAAGAAACCAGCAAGAAGGAUACAGCUGAAGAAUAAAGCUCACUUGGUCUG